Carassius gibelio (silver crucian carp) is the source of this 5185-nucleotide messenger RNA. RefSeq lists its product as uncharacterized. Lineage: Eukaryota; Metazoa; Chordata; Actinopteri; Cypriniformes; Cyprinidae. The transcript has 3 exons. Bases 292 to 969 code for a protein of 225 amino acids. The record is from RefSeq and is a predicted model, not a curated record.
UAUGUCUUGUCUAAGAUUGUGUCUCAGUAAUCCAAACUGUGUUUGGAGCACAUAUUAAAUGUUUCUGUUACUGAAAACACUGAGUUCAGGUCGAGUUUAGGAACAGUUUCACAAGAUCCAGGAAGCAGGAAAUCUGCAGAAGUGAAACUGUGACUCUUCACAGAAACGACCCGCCCACAUCAGCGUCUGCUUCAGUGUUUGUCUGAUAGUGAGCUUUCAGCUUAUCUGUGCUUCUACAGGAAACAAACCCAGGCUUCAUAUGUAUGACGGUUUUCAGAGAGGUACAAGAUCAUGGUGGGAAAAUUAAAUGAAUUAGCCCAGCUGAGAGAUUCUGGGUUUGGUCGACCCCAGCCCAGACAUGGACUCAGACUCCUCUACUGGUUUGCCAACGAAUGUGUUUCUUUUGAUGAAGACAAUAACAUGCUCUCUGAAUGUGACCCAGCCAAUGGAGAAUUUGGUUUCCACCAUUUUAAUAACAGAUGCUACGGGAAAAAGUUUCUUGAUGAGGAAGAUUUCCCUUACUAUGUUGUUGGAAAUCUAAACUUUGAAAAAUAUCCAGAAGCUGAAGAUCUUCCUGAUUACGUCUUAGAAGACAGAUAUACUGACGAGCACAACAGCAACACGGACCGCAUCAUCGUCAGUCUUGACCAGGACUGGUUUCAUGAAGUUUACGUGACUCAACACCUCGACCGAUCAAACAACUACGACCCAGACGCCACUCACCGGAUCUCCAGAGGCCUUCUCAUGAUCAUCAGGAGGAUGAGUUUAGAGGACUUUCUGAGGAAGAUGGAUUAUUAUACACACACACAACCUGUCAGACCCCAAACUAGAGAUUUCACAUCGGUCAGUGUGUCAUCCAGUGAUUCAUCAGACAGUGAGUCUAUAAUCCAGUUUAAUGACCACACGCCUGCACAAAACAGCUCAGAGAACCUACCCGGAUUGUGGGAAAGAUUCUGCACCAUUCUUUAAAACAGUUGUGCGUUCCAGUCAUUUGAUGGACUUCAUAUUUCUCUUUGCCAAGCCUAUGAAGAAACAAAUAUAUAGGAAACCGUAACAUUUUUAAUAGGUAAUUAGAUUUGGUCUAAUCAGAACAGUGUUUUCUGGUGAGCUUUAUCACUACUCUUUACCAAAGUAACACAACAUGUGUACAAAAGUAAUUGUACAGUAACCUUCAUACAGUAACCUGUCAUCAGCAUAUGAGACACAUGAUAAUAUUGCACAUGCUGCAUCAUUCAUUUGCUUAUUUACUCAUUUAUUCAAUUGCUUACUUUGUUGUAUUAUCACCUGAAAUGAAACAUCAUUUUCUUUCAUUUUGUAAGAAAAGAUUUGAGUUGAGUGAUAAAAAAAAAAACAUCACGUCACAUAAAUAUUUCAAAAGGUGAGUAUAUGGAUAUCACACAUGCAGUUUGCAAACUUUGCUCAAGAGUUACGCUGGCAUAGAUUCUCAAACUAUUUUUCUGGCCUUUUUAAGAGCUACACAAACAAGAUGAAGACUAUGAGCAGGCUAGUGCAAUGUCUGUGGUAACAUUAAAUCUUAAAAUAAAAUGAUUUACAGUUCAGAUGAUGCAGGUUUCACAAAAAAAGUAAAAAAUAAAUAAAUAAACAUAAAUUGUCAGCUUUUAUAAAAAAUUUUUGUAAGUGAAAGUGACGUGACAUUCAGCCAAGUAUGGUGACCCAUACUCAGAAUUUGUGCUCUGCAUUUAACCAUCCAAAGUGCACACACACAGAGCAGUGAACACACACACACACACUGUGAACACACACCCGGAGCAGUGGGCAGCCAUUUAUGCUGCGGCGCCCGGGGACCAGUUGGGGGUUCAAUGCCUUGCUUAACCCUCAAACCGUAUUCACUUUAUAGCCCUUAAUCCUGUAAUUGUGGACAAAUGUGGGCACAGAGGACUCAGGUGUGAUCCUAUUUUUUAUUUAUUAUAAAUGUCAUAUCACUGUCUUCAAUAAAGUUUUCUCUAUCCAUUUAUGGUUUUUUUUUUUUUAUUAUUUUUGAAUUUAUUUACCUCAAAAGUACCAUAUUUUCUAUGUAAAUUAUGCUUAUUUUUAUGUUUUAUGUUUUUAAAUUUUUUAACUACAUUAAAAUAUCAUUUCAAUAAGUUCUUAGAGCUAAAACCUAAAGAUGAAGUGACUUUGCUGUCACCUGGUGUCUCAUUUUGGUAUUAAAUUAACAAAAAACAAUAAUAUCAAUAGCCACUAGAUGGCUAUAGUACUUAAUGGCUGCAUAUAUAGGCUGAACUGUAUGAACCACUGUAUCACUGUUCAGAUCCUUGAUCCUCUGCUGACUCCAAACCACAGUUUGCCUGGUCUCCUUCUUCCCCACUGGAUUCCAGGAGAAUAUCCAGGGUUUCUGCUGCACUAAACCUCCUUCUCAUUGUGCUGCUUGCAGUGAACUGAGAAAAUAACUGCCACUGCAGGUUUAGGUAGCAUAUGCUACAUAAACGUUUUGUUUGGAAGUAACAACAAACUUUGCAGUAGUAGUUUGAUCUGACUCUGAAGGUGUCAGGUGCCAGGUGGAUGAUUGGAUCAUACCAAAAAACAUGGUCAGACAUUAGCCCAGCUCUGUUAUAGGCUCAUUAAAUGCAUUGUGUGUGUGUGUGUGUGUGUCUGUGUGUGUGUGUGUGUGUGUGUGUGUGUGUGUGUGAGUAUUUGUGAGAGAGAGAGAGAGAGGGUGAUGAGCCAGGUGGAUGAUUGGAUCAUACCAAAAAACAUGGUCAGACAUUAACCCAGCUCUGUCACAGGCUCAUUGAAUACAUUGUUUGUGUGUGUGUGUGUGUGUGUGUAUGAGUGUGAGUUUUUGCCAUGAUGAGAAUGUUGUACAGGAUCAGCUCUUCGUUUGAGUGUAUGUUAGAUAUGCAUUGUAUUGGAUCUAUUAAUUUAUUUUUACAAAAAAACAAGAAUGCUCUAAAUUACAGUUUUUCCCAUUCAUUUCUAUGGGUGCCCAUUUUUGACCCAAAUACAAGAUUAAGGAGUUUUUUUUUUUCACCCACUUAACAUUGUAGAAUUGAAUCAAAAAAAUGUGUGUGUGUUCAGGAGGCAAACUUAGGAAAAGUAACCAAGUCUUGUACCGCUCAGAUCAAGGGAAGUAUUUUUAAAAAAUAAAUCAAAAUUAUUUUGCCCACAUUUGUCCAGAAUGCGGUUUUAGGGUUAAGGGCACCUAAGUCGUGGUAUUGAGGGUGGAGAGAGAACUGUACAUGCACUCCCCCCACCCACAAUUCCUGCCGGCCCAGGACUCGAACUCACAACUUUUCGGUGGCAGUCCAACUCUCUAACCAUUAGGCCACGACUUCCUAGGAUGGAGGGAUAAGUCAAAUGUAUCAAUUAUAAUAUAAAUUUAAAACACAUAAAUAUAUCUUAGUGUCCUCAAAGCAAAAUCUCCAGUGUUAAUUUAACACUCUGAGUGUGGACUCAUAUAAACUCUGAAGCAGUGUUAAAAGUAACACUGAAGUUAAUGAGAUAAUUAAGAAGUUAAUUGAGUUAUGAUUGACCAUUACUGAAGACACCUGAUGUUAAUAAGCAGAAUCACCAACUGAGAAAAUCACAAUUUGUGUGUCACCAUUAUAGUGGUCAGUGUUUGCUUUAGUUGGGAUCUUGACCCUUCAGUUAUUCACUUUAGAUUUUAUGUGGUUGUGGUGACUUAAUUAUAUCAUACAGACAGACCACAGCAAAGGCAAUCAUGUGUGCUAUCGAUUGUGGUUUGAACUAAUUGUCAUGUAGUGAUCUGAAUGUGUGAGUUAAAUGUAUACAUAAAUUAAUUGGAAAAAAAGAUAGCAAUCCAGCAUUUUUUGCAUAAUAUGACAUGUUUUAAGAGUUCAUUCUACAUAAAGAAAAACAUUCUUUAGUUUAGACACACAGACAUCAAGAAUCAGAAUGAGCAUCCCAACAACGGUGACCAUCAAAAAAAGCAUGUUGUAGCCAAUAAAAACUCAUCCAUGGCUCCCAUCAUGCAUUGCGGCAUGAAUAAAUUAUGAUCUGAACUGUCUUUUUAACUUUUUAUUCGAAUUAUAUUUAAUUUUUGCUGUUUUUAUGUGAAGUUUUAGUAUCUAGUUUUGUUCAGAGUAGAUCUGUUUAUCUGAAUAUGCUGUUUGUCACCAUUGUUGAGAUUCAUACACUGAUUCUUGUUAUCUGUGUGUGCCUAAAAUAAAGACUCUUUAAUUUAAAAUAAAUAAAUAAUCAGAGUCACUUGCAAGAGAUGGCUACAAAAUGUAUAGAAAAGACUCUUUCAUUGUGGAAUCAAAGCUGUUACAAUCAAUAAUGGAAGUUUUAUUUAGAGAAAACACUGUCAAUUAGUUCAGUGAUUAAGGUCAAACAACAAUUACAUUAAAAAAUAAUGAUCACCAUCCAAUGACUUUUGCUCUUGGCUUGCCAAACAAAUUUUAAAAGUAAAAAGCCACAAGCCAAGAUCCCAACUAAAGCAAACACUGACCACUAUAAUGGUGACACACAAAUUGUGAUUUUCUUGGUUGGUGAUUCUGCUUGUUAACAUCAGGUGUCUUCAAUAAUGCUCAAUCAUAACUCAAUUAACUUCUUAAUUAUCUCAUUAACUUCAACUCUGCUUCAGUGUUACUUUUAACACUGCUUCAGUGUUUAUAUGAGUCCACACUCAGAGUGUUGAAUUAACACUGGAGAUUUUGCUGUGUAGUUGUUUGGAUUUUUAGAAGUCACUUUAGAUUCUCAUGGCUAAAAUAUUGGUACACAUUUACAGCUGUUUGUUUGCUGCUGCUGCGUGUAAAAUAUUGGUUGAUUUCCGCAGUGGUCUGAAUGAAAACAGCUGAUGAGCUUUUUGAAAAUGUAAUAUCAUUCUCUGACAGCAUGUGAACCACACUACACAAACAGUGCUGUGCUCAUAAACACUACUUUAUUAGCCAUUACAGCUAGGCAAAUAUUUUAAUGUUUUGUCACUGUGUAAAGGAAACACAACAAAAUGCUGUUGAACAACGAUACCUGAUGUUUUCAGAUAUGCAAAUCCAGUCCUGGCCUACAAAACCUGUACCAUUAUGAGACUGAAAUCUGGGUUGGUUAUACAUGUUGGUUACAUGUUGUGUGUUUUAUUUGAAUAAUAGGUGAAUAAUUCUUACAGCUUGGGACAGAAUUUUAUUUUGACAAAAAAACGAGCAUGGCUUAAAGUGCUUCACUUAAAAUACUGUAUGUUAAAUAAUAAAAUAAUGUGUUUAAAUAA